AUGGCGACAAUGCGGACGAGACAUAAAAUUCGGGCUCCCCGUCGGGGACUCGCGUCUGCCCAAACCGACGACUACGACGCGGUCUGGUCCGUCCUUUCGGCCUCUCUCACAGAAAUUCACACUAAAAAUGCCUCGACUCUCUCUUUUGAAGAGCUUUAUCGAAAUGCAUAUCGGAUCGUCUUGAUGCAGCGGGGUGAGGACUUGUAUACGCAUGUGAAGGAACAUGAGCAGGGCUGGCUGCGUGGUACGGUUCAAAAGAUCGUGACAGACUCUAUUUCAACAACACUGGUACGCGCUCAGACUCAGAAUGCCUCGGAGUUGCUGGAUCAGUCGAAUGAGCGGCGGGCUGCGGGGGAGAAGUUUUUGGCCGUGUUGAAAGCGGCAUGGGAAGAUCAUCAGCUCUGCAUGUCCAUGAUUACGGAUGUAAUGAUGUAUAUGGAUCGGAUCAUCGCUGUGGAUCACAACAAGCCAUCCAUCUACGUUGUCUCAAUGGCAUUAUUCCGAGACCAUGUCCUGAACACAAAAGUUCGCACUGAUAGUGAUUUGACUGUCAUGGAUGUACUGAAUUCGACAGUUCUUUUCAUGGUUCAGCUAGAGCGAGCAGGGCACAUGAUAGAACGACCGCUGGUCCGGCAUUGCACCCAGAUGCUGGAGGGACUUUAUGAAACAGUAAAAGAAGAGGAAACGUCCAAGCUUUACCUCACAAUCUUUGAACCUGCCUUCUUGGAAGCAAGUACAGAAUUCUAUAGGGCCGAGGGACGUCGGCUUCUGGAAAUUGGAGACGCAGCAGUUUUCUGCCGGGUUGUCACCCAGAGGAUUGAGGAGGAACAUGAACGGGCUAGUGCUACACUUUCCACGCUGACAGAAGCGAAGAUCCUUGCAUUGCUUGACAACGAGCUCAUUCUCAAGAACAUUGAUGAAGUCGUCCAGCUGGAGGGCACCGGUGUCCGAUAUAUGCUUGAUCACGAUCAAAUGGAAGCAUUGCACCGAAUUUACACGUUAAAUACGCGAGUGGAUAAGAAGAAGGAGGCACUAAGCAAGGUCGUUAAUAAACGUGUGGUGGAGCUCGGCAGCGAAAUCAACGCUGCGUCUAUUGUAUCCGCUGUUGGAGCCUCACCUCUACCCGAAAAGGAUGCAGAGAAAGCUAAGAAGGGCAAGGAGAAAGAACGACCAGGGAAUCAGCAAACAGUCUUGGCUAUCCAAUGGGUUGAUAGCAUCCUGGCUCUCAAGCGACAAUUCGACAACGUUUGGAUAACCGCAUUCAUGCGUGACCAAGGCCUUCAAAGCUCCAUCAUGGCCAGCUUCUCCGAUUUUAUCAAUAUGAACACACGGAGCUCUGAGUAUCUCUCGCUCUUUUUUGACGAGAAUCUCAAGAAGGGUAUCAAGGGGAAGACAGAAAAUGAGGUUGACGCCUUAUUGGACAAUGGCAUCACGAUGCUACGCUAUAUUAAAGACAAGGAUCUCUUCGAGACCUAUUACAAGAAGCAUCUCUCACGCCGUCUACUCAUGAAACGCUCUGCUAGCAUGGAUGCCGAGCGUCAGAUGAUUUCAAAGAUGAAGCUAGAAGUGGGCAAUCAGUUCACGCAACGCAUUGAGGCCAUGUUCAAGGAUAUGACCGUAUCCGAGGAUUUGACAGCGAGCUACAAGAAUCAUGUCGCCAAGAUUGCUGAUCCCGAUCAUAAGCCUGUAGAUCUGGAGAUCAAUGUGCUCACCAGCACAAUGUGGCCCAUGGAAAUCAUGGCCAACUCAAAAGAAGGGAUGCUACCAGCCACCUGCGUUUUCCCCCGAGAAAUUGAAGUUCUCAAGCAAAGCUUCGAGAGGUUCUAUCUCGACAAGCACAGCGGCCGCAGGCUCACCUGGCAGGCUUCCAUGGGCACAGCCGAUGUGCGAGCAUCUUUCCGUCGCAGCAACGGCAAGGUCCAGCGUUAUGAGCUUAAUGUGUCAACAUACGCAAUGGUAAUCUUGACAUUGUUCAACGAUGUCCCAGAUGGAGAGUCCCUCACUUUUGAAGAGAUUCAAGCGCGAACCAAGAUCCCGCAUAAUGACCUCGUCCGCAAUCUACAAUCCUUGGCCGUUGCGACCAAGACGCGUGUCCUGCUGAAAGCACCCAUGACCAAGGAUGUCCAAACCACAGACCGCUUCUGUUUCAAUAAUGACUUCCAAAGCCAGUUCGUCAAGGUUCGCAUUGGCGUUGUCAGCGGCGGAGCUAAUAAAGUUGAGAACACCGAUCAACGAAAGGAGACCGAGAAGAAAAUGGCUGAAGAGCGCUAUGGCACCAUCGAGUCCGCGAUUGUGCGCAUCAUGAAGCAACGGAAGACCCUUACCCAUACCCAGCUUGUAUCCGAGGUUCUCUCUCAGAUAUCUUCACGCUUUGUUCCAGAGGUCAGCAUGAUCAAGAAGCGCAUUGAAAGUCUCAUUGAUCGCGAGUAUCUGGAUCGUGUUUCUGAGGACCCGCCUACUUAUGACUACGUCGCGUAG
Molecule: messenger RNA, 2478 nt
Organism: Penicillium longicatenatum
Lineage: Eukaryota; Fungi; Ascomycota; Eurotiomycetes; Eurotiales; Aspergillaceae
Product: cullin family protein
Exons: 4
Coding region: 1-2478 (825 amino acids)
Biological process (GO): ubiquitin-dependent protein catabolic process; protein ubiquitination
Cellular component (GO): Cul3-RING ubiquitin ligase complex
Molecular function (GO): ubiquitin protein ligase binding
Source: RefSeq, a predicted model, not a curated record